AUGCUUGAUCAUACACAAGAAGCAUGGUGGUCACCAAUAUUAACACCAUCAUCAUUAAUAACACAUUUAUCUAUAAGUAAUCAAUUACAAUCUUAUUGUGAUUUAAUAUGUCAUCAUGAAUUAUAUGUUGAACAUUUUACAUCAAUAACAACACAUUAUCAAUUAUUAUUAUUAUUUUUUAUUGAACAAAGUGAUACAUGCACAUAUGUACAUAAUUUAUCUGGUGUUAUACAUCAUACAUCAGUUGCAAGUCAUUUAUUCGUUUGUGAAGGAAUACAUUUAUAUGAAAGUGGUCUUAUAUUAGUUUUAUUAAUUGAACAAUUUCUUCCAUUACCAUUAAAUAAACAAUUAUUACCUAAAUAUUUACCAUUAAUUUUAUAA
Molecule: messenger RNA, 381 nt
Organism: Rotaria sp. Silwood1
Lineage: Eukaryota; Metazoa; Rotifera; Eurotatoria; Philodinida; Philodinidae
Source: the annotation of a GenBank genome assembly